AUGGAAGAACAACACCACCAACUUACCUUCCGCAAAGAACUUCUCACUCCGUGGAUGGCAGCAACUUUGAUUGAUUUCUAUAUCAACAUUGCAAUUUUGAGUACCUGGGUUGUGUACAAGGAAGCAAAUUGGCUGUCAUCUCCAGAAUCUUCGCAGGACCCUAUGAGCUAUGUUCUAUUACGACAUCCACACAAGAGUAGCACAGAACCAACAGCAAAGUCUCACUUGCUUCCGUCUUCUUCAACCACCGCCGAGGGACUCAUCCAGCCUCUCCAUCUUUCGGCGUCCUCCGGGAUCUCUCCGCCGCCGAAUGUUAAAGGGAGUCUCACGGUUGUUGAUGAACGGAGCGGGAAGAAGUAUAGUAUUGAGGUGUCGCCUGAUGGAACCGUCAAAGCCAAUGAUUUCAAGAAGAUAUCAACUAGGAAGAAUGAUAAGGGACUCAAGCUUUAUGAUCCUGGAUAUUUAAACCUUGCUCCUGUGCGUUCGACGAUUUCUUAUAUUGAUGGUGAUGAGGGAAUCCUUAGAUAUAGAGGAUACCCCAUUAAGGAGUUGGCUGAGAAAAGCACCUUUCCGGAAGUGGCAUAUCUCAUAUUGUAUGGAAACUUGCUUUCUGCGCGUCAGUUACAAGAUUGGGAGUUUGCUGUAUCUCAACAUUCAGCUGUACCACAAGGCGUUUUGGACCUCAUACAAUCAAUGCCUCAAGAUGCACAUCCUAUGGGUGUUCUUGUUAACGCUCUAAGUGCUUUAUCUGUUUACCAUCCUGAUGUAAAUCCAUAUGACGAGCAAGAGGAAGGGCGGUCAGUUCCUAGAAUCUCUAGUAACUCCAAGAACAUGGAUAAUCUCACACUCUGA
Molecule: messenger RNA, 852 nt
Organism: Vicia faba (fava bean)
Lineage: Eukaryota; Viridiplantae; Streptophyta; Magnoliopsida; Fabales; Fabaceae
Source: the annotation of a GenBank genome assembly